This is a messenger RNA of Lasiodiplodia theobromae, 2346 nucleotides long. RefSeq names its product Formin binding protein. The transcript has 4 exons. Gene Ontology annotation, biological process: mRNA cis splicing, via spliceosome. Gene Ontology annotation, cellular component: U2-type prespliceosome; U1 snRNP. Bases 1 to 2346 code for a protein of 781 amino acids. NCBI's taxonomy places the organism in Eukaryota, Fungi, Ascomycota, Dothideomycetes, Botryosphaeriales, Botryosphaeriaceae. Gene Ontology annotation, molecular function: protein binding; RNA binding. The record is from RefSeq and is a predicted model, not a curated record.
AUGAACGGCCUUCCGCCAAUGCCAGUUCUCUGGCAGGAGGCGCGCACCGCCGAUGGUCGCGUCUACUUCUACAACAGCCAGACCAAGGUCACCCAAUGGACGAAGCCCGACGAGCUUCUGACCCCGGUUGAGCGCGCUCUGAAAGAUCUUCCGUGGAAGGAGUAUACCGCCGAGGGCGGCAAGAAGUACUGGUACAACACUGAGACAAAGCAGUCGUCAUGGGAAAUGCCCGAGGCCUUCAAAGUCGCUCUCGCAUCCGUGCCCCCUGCUCGUCCGCCUGCAGCACCUGCUUCGCAGUUUGUGGCUGGCGCUGCCCCUCCCUUUGCUUCACAUGGGUUCAAUAGGGACACCCCCGACCGCGCGCCUGUCGACCGCCAGAUAGGCUACACGCAGUCUGAGAAGCUGGAGAGCCUGCGCUCUGUUCCUUCCAUUGACACAAAGACCGGCCCUGAGUACUCCUCCUACGACGAUGCUGAGGCUGCCUUCAUGAAGCUCCUCAAACGCGCCGGUGUCCAGCCUGACUGGACCUGGGACCAAGCAAUGCGCGCCACCAUCAGAGACGACCAGUAUCGUGCCAUUAAGGACCCUAAGGACCGCAAGGCGGCUUUUGAGAAAUACGUGGUUGAGAUGCGCGAGCAGGAGAAGGAGCGCGAGAAGGAGAGGCUCGCCAAGCUUCGCAAUGACUUCAAUAAAAUGCUAAGGAGCCAUCCAGAGAUCAAGUAUUACACGCGCUGGAAGACGGCCAAGCCUAUCAUCGAGGGCGAGACCAUCUAUCGCUCUGCGAAGAGUGACGAGGAGAGGAAGCAACUCUUCGAAGAGUACAUUUGCGAGCUCUACAAGACGCACGUCGAGACUGAGGCCAAAGACCGCCAGCAGGCCAGCGACGAGCUGUCAUCGCUGCUUGGUGAGCUUCAGCUCGAACCAUACAGUCGUUGGACUCAGGUCCGGGAUGUGAUCAAAGAGCACGAGCGCUUCAAGGGUGAUGAAAAGUUUGAGUUGCUGAGCAAGUUGGAUCUCCUGAAAGCAUUUGAGGCCCAUAUCAAGACUCUUGAACGCAGCUUUAACGAGGUUCGCCAGAAGCAGAAGCAAUCCAGAGCGAGGCGCGAGCGCCAGAACCGGGACAAAUUCAUUGCACUGCUCAAGGAGCUUCGCAAUGACGGCAAGAUCCGGGCUGGAACGAAGUGGAAGGAGAUUCAUCCUCUGCUCGAAAAUGAUCCUCGUUACGUUGCGAUGCUGGGCCAGGCCGGCUCAACCCCGUUGGACUUAUUCUGGGAUGUGGUCGAGGAGGAAGAGCGCGUCCUGCGUAGCAAGAGACACGACGUUCUUGACGUUCUAGAUGAUCGUCGUUUCGAAAUCACCCAAAGCACCACUCUGGAUGAGUUUAUGACACUGAUGCGAUCUGAAAGGCGUACAGCAAAUAUCGAUGAUCACUCCCUUAAGCUCCUCUUUGAACGGAUCAAGGAGAAGGAACAGCAACGCUCCGAGGCUAACAAACACCAAGCUGAGCGUGUCCAGCGCCGGCACAUUGAUAAUCUGCGUUCUCGCAUCAAGAGAUUGGAGCCCCCGGUCACUCUGGAAGACACAUGGGAGCAGGUACGUCCUCGCCUUGAGAAGUUCGAAGAAUAUCGACAGCUGGAAUCGGACGAGCUGCGUCGCACUGCUUUCGACAAGCAUUUGCGUCGCUUGAAGGAGAAGGAGGACGAUCACGAGCGCGAGCGCGAGCGCGACCGCAGCAGGCGUGACCGCGACCGAGAGCGUGAGCGUGAACGUGAGCGCGACCGAGAACGGGACCGUGACCGUGACCGUGAGCGCGAGCGCGACCGGGACUACCGCAACGGCCAUGGCCGCCGCCACCGCACCCGCACUCCCGAGCCGGACGCCUACGAGGCGGAUCGCCGCAAAGCGCAAGCGGACCGCGAGCGCCAGUACCGCAAGUCCAGCCUUUCUGGCUUGUCGCCGCCGCCGCGCAGCAGAGAUUGGCGCGGCGAUCGCUACGUCAGCGAUAGAAGAGAGGUCAGUAGCCUGAGCCAUUAUGAUCGCGAACGCAGGGAGCGCGAGGUCGAGCGUGAGCGCUCUUACAUCAGCCGUGCCGACCCGCGUGAGAAGGCUAGCGAGCUCGACUACGGCGACAGCAGGGCUGGCAGCAUGAGGCGCAGAAGAGACAGCGAGAGCCCGGAGAACAAGCGGGAUACCAAGAGAACUCGUAGAGAAACUCGUGAGCGUACUUUCUCCCCUCGCCGUCACAGAUCUAGGACUCCCGAGAAGAAGGCCCAGCCUGCCGAACCGCCCAAAGAGGACGCCGGUCUUCGCUCGGGCAGUGAGGAGGGCGAAAUUGAGGAGGACUAA